Molecule: messenger RNA, 3204 nt
Organism: Fusarium subglutinans
Lineage: Eukaryota; Fungi; Ascomycota; Sordariomycetes; Hypocreales; Nectriaceae
Product: putative argonaute like post-transcriptional silencing QDE-2
Exons: 4
Coding region: 1-3204 (1067 amino acids)
Molecular function (GO): RNA binding; protein binding
Source: RefSeq, a predicted model, not a curated record
AUGGCUGACCGAGGUGGUCGUGGUGGGCGAGGUCGCGGAGGCCGCGGUGGCGGACCUCAAGAUGGUCGUGGCGGUGGCCGCGGCGGCCCUUCUGGUUUCUCUGACUCUCGAGGUGGAAGAGGACGAGGUGAUGGCUUCCAGGGCAGAGGUCGUGCUGAUGGAGGCCGUGGUGACUUCCGAGGCGGCUUCAGUGGCCCUAGAGGCGGUCGCGGAGGCUACGAUCGUGGAAGAGGAGGACCACGAGGUGGUCGUGGCGGCCGUGGCGGCUACGGUGGUCAGCCCGAAGGACCUGCUGUCUUCACCAUGGGAGGUUCUAUUCCCCAACCAGAUGGCGCUAUUGCAAAGCUCGAGGAUGAAGUGGUGAGAAGCAAUGUUGCAUCUAUCACUCAAUUGACCUCCAAUAUGGGCAACUUGUCAAUGGAAGACAAGCAGAACCUUGGAAAGUUCCCUCCACGACCUGCCUUUGGCAGCAAAGGAACUCCAGUCACACUUUGGGCGAACUACUAUGCCAUCAAAACUGAAGCUCCGAUCCUGUACAAGUACACAAUGACUGUGCAGGAGAUUGUACCAGAAGUACAAGAAGAGGCGAAGGAGCGCGCUCCCAAAACUAAGGGCAAGGGUGGCAAGUCCGGAAAGCCUCGAGAAUCUGGCCCUCGCGAGGUGAAGGGCCGUAAGCUCUACUUUGUCAUCGAAGAAGCUCUUAAGGAGCUCUCUAAAAAGAACGAGGACUUGCUCGUCGCGACCGAGUUCAAGUCACAGCUCAUAUCGCUGCGCAAGCUCAACCUUGAGCAAGACAACACCAUGCGGUUCAAUAUGCCCUCUUCAGAAGGCUCCGAGAAGACUGAUACCUUCCAUGUUGUUUUCAAUGGCCCUGUAGAGGCUCGUGUUGACGAGAUGCUCAAAUACGUCAACUCAAAGACUGGCGCCUCAGACGACGGCAGCGAUCCUUCCCAGGCCAUGACCUACCCCAAGUUCCCUGAUGUCAUUGAUGCCCUGAACGUCAUUUUCGGCUCUGGUCCCAGAUCUAAUAAGCUGGACCAGAUCAGCGCUGUGGGAAGCUCGCGCUUUUUUGCAUUUGGUAGUGAUAACCGUCGCCAUGAGGUUGUCCUGGGCAGAGACAGAGCAUUGAAAGCUGCGCGCGGUUACUUCCAAUCCGUUCGCAUGGCGACUGGCCGCCUUCUAUUGAACGUCAAUGUCACACAUGGUGUCUUCAAGAUUGACGGUCCCUGUGCCAAGUUCUUUGACGGGUUCGGGGUAAAUGCGACUCAGUCGCCUCAAAUGGCCAGAAAGUUGAAACUACUCGGCAGAUUUCUUCCCAAGACCCGUGUCUGGAUAAAGACCAAAUACGGGAGUAAGGAGGUUCGAAGAUCCAAGGCAAUCCAUGGCCUAGUGUCGAUCCGUGACAUCAAAAAACAAUGUCGCGAUAAGAACCCCCCCAAGUUCCGCCACACGACAGAUUUUGUGGUUGGACCGGGAGACGUGAGCUUCUGGCUCGAAGUUGAGGGCAACGGCCGGUACAUUACCGUCGCGGACUUUUACAAACAGAAGUACAACGUUAAUCUGCAAAACUACCCCCUUUUCAAUGUUGGCACUGCCGCAAAGCCUACAUUUGUUCCUGCUGAGUUCCUUGAGAUCCAGCCUGGACAGUCAGUAAAGGCCAAGCUCAAUGGCGCCGAGUCAACAGACAUGGUGAACUUUGCUUGCCGAACGCCAUACGCCAACGCCCUCUCUAUUACUACAGAUGCCCGGAUAACCCUAGGCCUCGAAGACAAAGACGGCAAACUGGGUCGUUUCGGUAUCCAAGUCGGUCAGCAGCUCCUCACGGUCCAAGGACGUGUUCUCGCCGUGCCUCGAGUUGCAUACCUUGACCAGCAGAGGAGAGCCAAAGCUAUCGACCCGCGCAAUGGGUCUUGGAAUCUCAGAGAUGUCAAGGUUGUCAAGCCCGGCCAACCUGUCAAGAAAUGGAGUUACGUCAACCUCCUGUCCAACGAUAGAUCUGAGCCCGUGGCAGCACAGUCAGUCAUCGCGUUCUCUCAGUUCAUGAAGAAGACAAUGAACAUCGCUGUCAAUGACCCCAUUCCACCGCCCUCCCUGGCGGUUGACAGCCAGGAGGCUGAAAAGGUUCUCGGUUGGGCUCAGAAAAAUCAGAUUGAGAUCAUGCUUGUGAUUCUUGACUCAACUGGCUCGGAAGUCUAUGGCAAGAUCAAGACUUUAGGCGACUGCACCUACGGUAUUCAUACUAUCUGUGUUCAGGGUUUCCAGCUGCGCAAAGAAAACCCGCAGUAUUUCGCAAAUGUUGCUCUCAAGUGGAACUUGAAGACUGGUGGUGUAAAUCACAAACUUCUGAACGAGGUCGGCUUGAUUAAAGAAGGCAAGACAAUGGUGGUUGGUUACGAUGUUACACAUCCCACCAACAUGUCUGCCGACAAGAGCGAUGCUGCACCCAGUUUGGUUGGCUUGGUGGCAACUAUCGACCGGGACAUGGGACAAUGGCCAGCUUAUUCCUGGGAGCAGUCAUCCAAGCAGGAGAUGCUGGAUGAGACCUUGACUGAGGCAUUCAAAUCGCGCCUUGAGCUUUGGCAAAAGCACAACCGACAGGAGUUGCCAGAGAACAUUGUCAUCUUCCGCGACGGUGUGUCCACUGGUCAAUUCGCCCAAGUUCUUCGGACUGAAUUGCCACGCAUCCGGAUUGCCUGCAAUGGCAAAUACCCCAAGAACAAGCCGCCCAAGAUCUCUAUCAUCGUUUCCGUCAAGCGACACCAGACUCGCUUUUACCCUACCUCGGAAGAAAAUGCCAUGGAAAAGAAUCAUAACAUCCAGAAUGGCACUGUCGUCGACCGAGGUAUUACGGAGGCUCGUUACUGGGACUUUUACCUCACCGCCCACGCAAGCAUCAAGGGCACUGCCCGUCCUGCGCACUACACAGUGUUACUUGAUGAGAUCUUCCAAGCCAAGUUCAAAAACGAGGCAGCCAACGAACUUGAGAAGUUUACUCACGAGCUUUGCUAUCUGUUUGGACGUGCCACCAAGGCUGUGAGCAUUUGCCCUCCCGCCUACUAUGCAGACAUUGUCUGCACUCGCGCUCGAGCUCAUCGACCUGAGUUCUUCGAGGAGACUGACGGUGAAAGUGUCAUCAGUGCUGGGGCAGCCAGGAACAGCAAGGCAGUCCACCCCAGACUGAUCAACUCCAUGUACUAUAUCUAA